Molecule: messenger RNA, 777 nt
Organism: Penicillium cosmopolitanum
Lineage: Eukaryota; Fungi; Ascomycota; Eurotiomycetes; Eurotiales; Aspergillaceae
Exons: 1
Coding region: 1-777 (258 amino acids)
Source: RefSeq, a predicted model, not a curated record
AUGGCAAAUACGGUCACACUCUUUGAAUAUCUCCAGCAGGGGCUUUUGCGCCACCCAUCAUUUGAUACCUCGCCAGGAGGCAAUACCACAGCCACUAAUUACAAUUACACUCAGAUCCAUCGUGUGGAUAAAUGGCCGGAAUUCAACAUCGACACAAUCACAACUGAGUUUGCCGCUAUCCUGGACGGAGCCCGAAUCCAAAAUGAAAUGCCUCCUCAUACACCCCCUCGCCAAGUUAACUCAGAGGACGCUGUCCGGGCCCGUGCCCAUUCCUACCUGACAAAUCGAGUUGUACGAGCUUUACGCUCCGGGUUCCAUUUCAUUUCCACCACGGGACAGGCGAGGAACUUCAAAAGACUCGCCUAUGAUGUCGGCUCCCUGGCCUGCACACAGCAUGGCUUUCCCGACUUUGCUGUCUACGAUACAGCCGACGCAAACUCGAAGACUCGGCGGAACUUGGUUCCCGGCGACGUUAAAGUAUCCUGGAAGUGGUUGGCAGCUUGGCAUGACAGCAACAGUAGACAUGAAAAGAAGGAAUACAAACAGGUUCUUUCGCAGCUCAACUUUUAUGCGAAGCGAAACAAAACACGCUAUAGCUUUGUGCUCACCAACCGCGAAUUUGUUGCCAUACAACGGCUGGAUGUGUACGGUCAUCUGAAAGUUUCAGAUCCCAUUCCUUGGGAUGCUCGGGGAACUCUUCAAUCCCCCCCGUUUGACCGUUCCUCUGGCAAUCUGGUAUCUUACCAUGCUCGCCGCUCGCAAGGACCCGGAUGGUAA